Molecule: messenger RNA, 1330 nt
Organism: Beta vulgaris subsp. vulgaris (sugar beet)
Lineage: Eukaryota; Viridiplantae; Streptophyta; Magnoliopsida; Caryophyllales; Amaranthaceae
Product: SUMO-activating enzyme subunit 1B-1
Exons: 11
Coding region: 163-1134 (323 amino acids)
Biological process (GO): protein sumoylation
Cellular component (GO): cytoplasm; SUMO activating enzyme complex
Molecular function (GO): SUMO activating enzyme activity
Source: RefSeq, a predicted model, not a curated record
CUUAUGUGGAAGUUGACUAGUUGAACUUUUACUUGAACAUAACCAACAACGUUCCCACUUCCCACUUCCCACUUUCCACUUUCACUUCCCGCUGCUGGAAUUUCGCUCGACAGGCCGCCAUUAACACUUUCAUUCCCUUUCUUUUUCUGUUUAUUUUGAGAAAUGGAUGGAGAGGAGUUGACCGAGCAAGAAACUGCGUUGUAUGAUCGUCAAAUUAGGGUAUGGGGUGCUGAUGCGCAACGAAGAUUGAGCAAAGCGCAUGUGCUGGUUGGCGGGAUGAAGGGAACAGUUUCUGAGGUCUGCAAGAACAUUGUGUUAGCUGGUGUUGGAAGUGUUACAUUGGUGGAUGAUAGUCCAGUGACAGAGGAAGCACUGAGUGCUAACUUCUUGAUUCCUCCUAAUGAGAAGCUCUAUGCUGGACGUUCAAUUGCAGAGGUUUGCUGUGACUCUUUGAAGGAUUUUAACCCAAUGGUUCACGUCUCUGUGGAAAAAGGUGAUUUAUCAAAUCUUAGUACAAAUUUUCUUGAGAAGUUUGAUGUUGUUAUAGUCAGCGGUUGCUCUCAGAGCACAAAGAAAACGAUAAAUGAGAAAUGUCGGAAGUUGCUUAAGCACAUUGCAUUUUAUUCAGUUGAUUGCCGUGACUCUUGUGGUGAAAUAUUUGCUGAUUUGCAGGAUCAUUCUUGUACAAAGAAACAGGUCAACGAGACUGUUGAAUGCCGCCUGCAGUAUCCUAGUUUUGCGGAAGCUAUUGCAGUACCCUGGAAAUCACUCCCGAAGCGAGUCUCCAAACUUUACUUUGCCAUGAGAGUCAUUGAGAGGUUUGAGGAGUCCGAGGCACGUGCACCUGGGGAAACCUCGCUUGCUGAUCUUCCUAAUGUUCUGAAGUUGAGGAAGGAACUUUGCGAAGCACAGUUGUUCAGUGAAUCUCAAAUCCCUGAUUCCCUCCUCGAGAGAUUGCUAUCGGGUAAAAUGGAGUUCCCUCCUGUGUGUGCCAUAAUUGGUGGGAUUCUUGGACAGGAAGUUAUUAAAGCUAUAUCAUGCAAAGGAGAACCGAUCAAGAAUUUCUUCUACUUCGACGCCGUGGAUGGUAAAGGUGUAAUUGAAGACAUAUCAAAUCCCAAUCCCGCUAGUUGAGCAGACUCUCAUUUGUAACUUAACCAAAUUCAUAAAUGACAAUUAGGGCUUUUUGUUCUCCAACUUUAGUUAGAUUGGAUGAUGCUUUAGGUAAAUAGCACAAUUAGCGGAGAAAAUUUUGGCUUCAUCCUUUGAUCUGAUGUGAUGAUGAUUAGAAAGGUAUCCAUAUUUUGAUGAUGAAGUGGGUUAAAAUUAA